Molecule: messenger RNA, 6616 nt
Organism: Drosophila ananassae
Lineage: Eukaryota; Metazoa; Arthropoda; Insecta; Diptera; Drosophilidae
Gene: Toll-7
Product: toll-like receptor 7
Exons: 1
Coding region: 498-4865 (1455 amino acids)
Biological process (GO): signal transduction
Molecular function (GO): protein binding
Source: RefSeq, a predicted model, not a curated record
GCAAGAACGAGAGAGAGCGCAGCCCUCAUGCGCAGUGCGAGAUACGAGAUACAUUCGUAUCUGCGAGAUACGCUGCCACAAAAGACUGAAACGGAAAAGUCUGAAAACAGCGGCUCAACUGAAUCCAAACUGGCAAACCAGAAAACAGUUCCAGUGCGAGUGCCGAACGGUUCGGACGUGUGGGCCACGCACCAUCCAAAUCGCGAUUCAGUCAGAAAAAGAUACAAAUAUACAAAAGAUACAAGAUACAGUGAAAGAGAAAUACGCCUAGAGAGCGAAUCAAAAUCAUCCGAAAUAAAUUACAAUGUGCGCUUAGUGAAAAAACCGACAGAAAAGAAUUCAAGUCGAAUAAAAAUAAGAAACAGUGGCUGGGAAAAAUGUCAAUUCGCAGUGACCAAGAGUGAGAAUCGAAAAAAAAAAACGCGAACUACACCCGAAAUAUCCAGUUAGCCAGUUAAGGCUGUUCCCCCACCCCGACCGCACAAAUCGCGCCAGCCAUGGCGGCUUCAGCGCUACCGCUGCAGCUCCUACUCGUCCUGGCCGUGUUCUGGCCGGGAAGCCGACUGGCAGCCGGUGCCCUGGCGCCCAAGGAGAGCCAGGCCAGCCAGGAGUCCAACGCUAGCGCCAUGUUGGGCGCCGGAACCGGAGCAGCUGCCACCGUAUCGCUCUCGGGCGACUACUCCUCGCUGCUGUCCAAUGCGGCGAUCAGCUCCUCCGUCUCCUCGCCCGCCCCCGUGCCAGCCCACAGCGGACCGGCGAACCAGUGCUCCUGGUCCUACAACGGCACCAGCUCCGUGCACUGCGCCCUCCGGCUGAUUGAACGUCAGCCGGGACUGGAUCUUCAGGGCGCCGAUGGCAGCAGCCAGCUCACCAUCCAGUGCAGCGACCUCUACCUCUUCGAGUCCUCGCUCCCGGUGGCCGUCUUCGCCAGACUGCAGACCCUGGAGGUGCUGCGGCUGGAGGCCUGCAAGCUGCUGCAGCUGCCCAACAACGCCUUCGAGGGACUGGCCACACUCAAGUCGCUCCGGCUGAGCACCCACAACAGUGAGUGGGGGCCCACGCGGUCGCUGGAGCUCUUCCCGGACUCGCUCGUCGGCCUGAAGCAGCUGACGGAGCUGGAUUUGGGCGACAACAAUUUGCGGCAACUGCCCGCGGGCUUCCUGUGCCCGGUGGGCAACCUCCAGGUGCUGAAUCUCACUCGAAACCGCAUCCGUACCGCCGAACAGCUUGGCUUCGCUGACAUGAACUGUGGCUCCGGAUCGGGCAGUGCCGGCAGCGAGCUCCAGGUCCUGGACGCCAGCCACAACGAACUGAGGUCCAUUAGCGAGAGCUGGGGCAUUUCGCGCCUGAGGCGACUGCAACAUCUCAACCUGGCGCACAACAACCUCUCGGAGCUAUCGGGGGAAGCCCUGGCCGGCCUGGCCUCGCUCCGGAUUGUGAAUCUGAGCAACAACCACCUGGAGACGCUGCCCGAGGGACUCUUCGCCGGCUCCAAGGAACUGCGCGAGAUUCAUCUGCAGCACAACGAGCUGUACGAGCUGCCACGCGGCCUGUUCCAUCGGCUGGAGCAGCUGCUGGUGGUGGACUUGUCGGGCAACCAACUGACCUCCAACCAUGUGGACAACACCACUUUCGCGGGACUGAUCCGGCUGAUUGUGUUGAAUCUGGCGCACAACGCCCUGACGCGGAUCGACUAUCGCACCUUCAAGGAGCUGUACUUCCUCCAGAUCCUGAAUCUGCGCAACAACUCCAUUGGCCACAUCGAGGACAACGCCUUCCUGCCGCUCUACAACCUGCAUACCCUGAAUCUGGCCGAGAAUCGCCUGCACACCCUCGACGACAAGCUCUUCAAUGGGUUGUACGUCCUGUCCAAGCUCACUCUGAACAACAACCUCAUCAGUGUGGUGGAGCCGGCUGUGUUCAAGAACUGCUCCGACCUUAAGGAACUGGAUCUGAGUUCCAAUCAGUUGAACGAAGUGCCGCGAGCUCUCCAGGACUUGCCCAUGCUGCGCACUCUGGACUUGGGCGAGAACCAGAUCCGCACCUUUGACAACCAGAGCUUCAAGAAUCUGCACCAGCUGACGGGCCUGCGGUUGAUUGACAAUCAGAUUGGCAACAUCACGGUGGGCAUGUUCCAGGACCUGCCGCGACUCAGUGUCCUCAAUCUGGCCAAGAACCGAAUCCAGAGCAUCGAGCGUGGCUCCUUCGACAAGAACUUCGAGCUGGAAGCCAUUCGGCUGGACAGGAACUUCCUCUCGGACAUCAACGGUGUGUUUGCCACCUUGGUCUCCCUGCUGUGGCUGAAUCUCUCCGAGAACCACUUGGUCUGGUUCGACUACGCCUUCAUACCGUCGAACCUUAAGUGGCUGGACAUCCAUGGCAACUACAUCGAGGCCCUGGGAAACUACUACAAGCUGCAGGAGGAGAUUCGGGUGAAGACACUGGACGCCUCCCACAAUCGCAUCACCGAAAUCGGCCCGAUGAGUAUUCCAAACACCAUCGAGUUACUCUUCAUCAACAACAAUUUGAUUGGAAACGUGCAACCGAACGCCUUCGUGGACAAGGCGAACCUGGCCAGGGUGGAUCUGUAUGCCAACCAGCUGAGCAAGUUGCAGCUGCAGCAGCUCCGCGUGGCUCCGGUGGUGGCUCCGAAACCCUUGCCGGAGUUCUACCUGGGCGGCAAUCCCUUCGAGUGCGACUGCACCAUGGACUGGCUUCAGAGGAUCAACAACCUGACCACCCGGCAGCAUCCGCGCGUCAUGGACAUGGGCAACAUCGAGUGUGUAAUGCCCCAUGCCCGAGGGGCUGCAGUGCGUCCGCUGAGUGCCCUGCGUCCCCAGGACUUCCUCUGCCGCUAUGAGUCGCACUGCUUCGCCCUGUGCCACUGCUGCGACUUUGAUGCCUGCGACUGUGAGAUGACCUGCCCCACCAACUGCACCUGCUACCACGACCAGAUCUGGUCCACAAACGUGGUGGACUGCGGUGGCCAGCAGACCACCGAGCUGCCCCGCCGCGUCCCCAUGGACUCCAGUGUGGUGUAUCUGGAUGGCAACAACUUCCCUGUGCUGAAGAAUCACGCCUUCAUUGGCCGCAAGAACCUGAGGGCCCUCUAUGUGAACGGCAGCCAGGUGGCGGCCAUCCAGAAUCGCACCUUCGCCAGCCUGGCCUCGCUGCAGUUGCUCCACUUGGCGGAUAACAAGCUCCGCUCCCUCCACGGCUACGAGUUCGAACAGCUGUCGGCUCUGCGGGAGCUGUAUCUGCAGAACAAUCAGCUGACCACCAUUGAGAACGCCACCCUGGCCCCACUGGCCGCCCUGGAGCUGCUCCGCAUCGAUGGCAACCGCCUGGUGACCCUGCCCAUUUGGCAGCUCCAUGCCGUUCACUUCGGCUCCCGAUUGCGUUCCCUCACCCUGGGAAAGAAUCCGUGGAGCUGCCGUUGCCAGUUCCUGCAGGCCCUCACCUCCUAUGUGGCGGACAAUGCCCUGAUUGUCCAGGACGCCCAGGACAUCUACUGCAUGGCGCUUAGCUCCUCUAGCUCGCGAGGAAGCUCAAACCUGGAAGAUGGCUAUGCCCAGGAGAGCGACAUGGAGAAGCGGGAGCUGGACUUCAACGCCACUGGAGCUGCCUGCACGGACUACUAUUCGGGUGGCUCGAUGCUCCAGCACGGGAUCCCCGAGUCCUAUAUCCCUCUCCUGGCCGCUGCUCUGGCCCUGGUCUUCCUGCUGGUGGUUAUCGCCAUGGUCUUCGCCUUCCGAGAGUCACUGAGGAUCUGGCUGUUUGCCCACUACGGCGUCCGGGUGUUCGGGCCUCGUUGCGAGGAGUCGGAGAAGCUGUACGACGCCCUGCUUCUGCACUCGGCCAAGGAUUCUGAGUUCGUGUGCCAGCACUUGGCCGGCCAGCUAGAGACAGGGCGACCACCUCUGAGGGUGUGCCUGCAGCAUCGCGACCUGGCCCACGACGCCACUCACUACCAGCUGCUGGAGGCCACCAGGGUGUCCAGGCGCGUUGUGAUUCUGCUGACCCGCAACUUCCUCCAAACGGAAUGGGCGCGCUGUGAACUGAGGCGAUCCGUACACGACGCCCUGAGGGGCAGACCCCAGAAGCUGGUGAUCAUCGAGGAGCCGGAGGUGGCCUUCGAGGCGGAGAGCGACAUCGAGCUGCUGCCAUACCUGAAGACCUCAGCGGUGCAUCGCAUCAGGCGCUCCGACCGCCACUUCUGGGAGAAGCUGCGCUACGCCCUGCCCGUGGACUAUCCGACCUUCCGGGGCAACAACUACACCUUGGAGCUGGACCAUCAUCACAACCACGAACGGGUGAAGCAGCCGGCCAGUCCUGGCCUGCUCUACCGCCAGGCUCCGCCGCCCGCCUACGACGGAGUGCCUCCCACCGCUCAGCAGCAGCAGCAACAGCAGCAGCAGAAUCCGGGAGCACUGGAGCAGAACUACUCCACGGCAACCACAGCCACGCCCAGUCCCAGGCCACAGAGGCGGGAUGUUGGUCCCGCACCGGGAGUCGGUCCCGGAGCCGGAAACCAUCACCUGCGCGCCGAGUACUACCAGCACCAUGGGAUGCGUCCGCCCUCGGAGCACAUAUACUCCAGCAUCGACUCGGAUUACUCGACCCUGGACAACGAGCAGCACAUGUUGAUGAUGCCGGGCGGUCAUCCCAUGGAGGGGGCCCAGCGGGCUCAGACCUGGCGCCCAAAGAGGGAGCAGCUCCAGCAGCAGCAUCCGCAGGUCCAGGCCGGUACCCUCGGCUCCAAGGCAAGCCAGCAACACCAGCAGCAGCAGCAACAAGCACAGCAGCAGACAGGAUCCGUGGCAGGACAGCAGCAAGGACCUCAUGUCCAGGCUUAUCUCGUGUAAGGGAGAGUGUCAGUGAUUUCUUUAGGGACUGGUUCCUGUGCAUAAUUUUAAUUACUAAAAUAUAUGUGCGCUAAGAGUAAGCUAAGAGAGUGGAAGGACGAGGCGGCAGGAAGAAGGAGGUGGGAUUUUAACGUUUGUUUAUUUAGUGCAAAGUCAUUUUAGAUGCACAGAACAAAUGCAGAUGGAGAUGCGGACGCAGAUGCGGAUGAGGAUGCUACAGAAACAGACCCACAAGACACAUGAUACUGGGCCACGAACCACUGACGAGGGCCAUGUCAAGUGUGUAUCUAGCAAUGUACUACAAUGCCAUUUCAAAAGUUUUCAAACUUUCGCCACACACAGCAAACUAAGUUUACCAAGUGCCCCACCACCACCACUCCUGCUCCGGCUAGAGCUCCACAUGAACUUGCUCUUCGGCUGGCAUUUGCUUAGCCUUGAAUCGCUGGAGGGGAGAAUUUGUGAUAACUUUUUAAUAUGGUUUUAAUCAGUUGGACUCGAGAACUCGACUCUCCAAACUCCAAACUCGAAAGAUUCUCCAAUUUCACUUCUUCUGUGAGACUUGAAGCCGAAGGGCAGGUUUGCAUCUUAGGAGGCUGCCUCCAAAUUGAUUGUUUAAUGAUUGACUCGAUAAUUGGCAUUAAUCCGAAAUGGUAUCCUCUAUUAGAUCAAAAUCAUGUCUGUGUGUCUGUGUCUUAGGCAUCAAUUUGUAAAUAGCCCUCCAUGCCGUGUUUACUGCCCAGAACCUAGACUUAAACACACACAUCUACACAUAAAACAUACAUAAUAACGUACAUAUAGAAACUGAAUCCAUACAUUUGCAAAUUUGUAACCCCAUGGGGAUAAUUCAAUAAUCACAUUCAAGUACACAUGUAAAUUCUGUAUGCCACGGCGAGCCGUAAAAUCGAUAAAUGCAUUUAUCAAGUAUAACCCGGAAUCUGUAUGUAAAAAGCAUAAAUAAUUAGCUAGCUAGCCUGGGUAACUACUUCAUACUUACCACAAUAUAAAUACCGAAUACAAAAACAGUGAAAAGCUCAUUUUAAACAUUUACGCUUACGAAAAACUAACGAUAAUUGUACGAAAACAAAAGUUCGGCAUACUGGCAACGCGGCGUAUACACAAUAUGCAUAGCUAAUUAUAUACAAAUACCAUAUACAUAUAUAUAUAUAUAUAUAUUCGUGGAUAUAUCAAUGUGCGUGUCUGCAUGUACGUGACUGUGUAAAGUAAAGCAAAAACUAAACUGAUAUUAAAGAACUACUACGCAUAUAUAUAACAAACAUAUGUAUAUCUACACAAGAAGAAUAUCUAACAACUGCCUAUAGAAAGUACUCGAGAGCAUUUUAUUCCGCACACUCGCCUACUCGUCAUUAAUUAAGUAAAUCGGUUCGAAACUAUCGCCAGUUAGAGAUAUAUAUACGAGGAUGACAGACAAGACGACACUCAUAAGACACAUGUACCAGUAUGAAAGCCCAAAACUGUUAUUUAUUUUUAUCAUUUUGUAAUAUAAUAUUGUAUUCUAUAAUUCGACGAUAAGCUCUAAGUUUAGUUCUAAAGCAGCUCUACGAUAAUGUAUAACCUAUGGAUAAUUCAAUUUUGUGAAUACAACUAUUUAUAUAUAUAUACUAUAUAUACAUCUAUGUAUGAUUACAACAAAAACCAACACAACAAACAACAAAACAAAACAAAACAAAGAUAUUUUUCUGUUUCGCCAGCGAACAAUGCAAAUGAAAUGAACAACUUUUUUAAAACAAAAA